Photinus pyralis (common eastern firefly) is the source of this 1799-nucleotide messenger RNA. Its product is annotated as potassium/sodium hyperpolarization-activated cyclic nucleotide-gated channel 1-like. Gene Ontology annotation, molecular function: monoatomic ion channel activity. Gene Ontology annotation, biological process: transmembrane transport; monoatomic ion transport. The record is from RefSeq and is a predicted model, not a curated record. The coding region runs from base 59 to 1720 and encodes 553 amino acids. The transcript has 9 exons. NCBI's taxonomy places the organism in Eukaryota, Metazoa, Arthropoda, Insecta, Coleoptera, Lampyridae. Gene Ontology annotation, cellular component: membrane.
UUGUAAUCUAGACGCCACAUGUUUGCAUAAGUACGCGAUUUUUAGUCUAACUUUCAAAAUGACAACAAUCUAUGAUGAACAAAAUAAGCUGUUCGUCAAGUAUGACCAUGAGUGUCAGAUGGAGCGUCAAUCCGACGAAGUUGCAGAAGUUAUUAGCGGGAACUCUCUUCUGGCAAGGGUACGAAGAAGAUUACUGAGAUUUAGAAUGGUUUCCGAGAACAGCAAACUAAGUAAUUGGUAUUUACGUAGCCAACGGGCCAUUGUAAAUGAAAAACAUCGACAUCUAAAUACCUACCAUUACAUGUUGCACCCCUUCAGUAAUGCUAGGCAGUGUUGGGAAAUGAUGAUGUGUCCAGUAUUCCUAAUUCUACUUUUGGUGGUUCCGUUAGAUGUUGCAUUAUUCCGCUCCCCCCACGAAAAUUUUGUAGUAGAUAUACCAUUUAAACACCUACGAAUAUUCUUGGAUGCGUGCUGUAUUAUGGACAUUAUCGUCAAUUUUUUUACUGGUUAUUUUAAUAAACAACUCAAAAAGGCUGAAUUAGAUCCGUUCAAAGUGGCUAUAAAUUAUUGCUCAAGCAUAUUUAUAUAUGAUCUAUUAUCGACAAUACCGACUCACUUGGAGCUGUUUAUGGAUGUGGAUUUAUACGGUAAUGCUCACGUAAUACUACAAUUAUUAUCUCUACUAAAGUUAUUACGAUUUAUUACGUUUGUAAAGUAUUGCAAUGUAUUUCUUAAGAACUUUGAGAUUGACUACGCAAUCUACAAGCUGGCAAUGGUAUUGAUUAUAACCGUCUUAUAUUUUCACUUGGUAACCUGCUGUUUAAUGUUAUGGCAUAUUUAUACAUGUGGUCUACUGUAUAAGCCAUUACAGGGAAGCGAAAUGCUUUCGUGGAAUAAAUCAAAUAUAUAUUACCACACACAUUUUUAUAACUCGCUCUUAAUAAUAAAAAGUGCAGGUUUCAAAGAUAUCAGGGGGGGCCCUAUCACGGGGUUACCGAUCCUUGUGGGCGUUUGGAUCAUUUCAAGAAUACUACUCAUUUAUGUAAUAGGAACGAUAAUGCAGGUUUUUAAGGCCGGCACUUCUCCUCGUCAUAAAUACCUUGAAAUAGAAAGACAAUUGAAGCAGUAUAUGGGCCACCGUCAGUUGCCUGAUUCCAUGCAACGUCGCAUCUUGAAAUACUACGAGUUUCGAUUUCAGAAGAUGUAUUUUCGAGAAAGUGAAAUCCUGCCUACUAUUUCGGGACCUCUGCGUCAGGCCAUAGUAAUGCACAAUUGCCAAAAAUUGGUGGAGAGCGUUGCAUUCUUCAAAAAUGUUCCUUUCCCGCUACUAACUCGCAUUGUUCAUUGUUUACGUUCAGAAAUUUUCUUGCCAAAUGAUGCGAUAGUACGAGCAACAACCGCAGGCAAUUCCAUGUAUUUUAUCAAGAGUGGUACCGUUGCGGUGUUCACCGCAUCCGGACGAGAGAUUUGCCAUUUAGAGGAUGGAGACCAUUUUGGAGAAAUUGCUCUUGUGAUGAGCGACGAAUUGCGAGUCGCUUCUGUGCUAGCAGUAGAUACCUGCGAAUUGUACAAGUUAGAUAGGAAGGAAUUUGUUCGUGCCGUGCAUCCCUAUCCCGAUCUACUUGAUGUAAUACAACAUACUGCUAUGGAUCGAUUGGAAAAAACGGCUAUCUUGGAUGAGCGAGACAGACGAGAAAUAGCUAGCAAAAGACUUUAUUAGAAUGGUUAAAUAUUAUAAUUUUCUGUUUCUAAAUGUAUUAUUUAUGUAGCAUUCAUACCUAUAAGUUGUUGAGAAUUAU